Messenger RNA from Drosophila elegans, 5443 nucleotides. RefSeq names its product histone-lysine N-methyltransferase SETD1 (gene Set1). Gene Ontology annotation, molecular function: RNA binding; histone H3K4 methyltransferase activity; protein binding. NCBI's taxonomy places the organism in Eukaryota, Metazoa, Arthropoda, Insecta, Diptera, Drosophilidae. Gene Ontology annotation, cellular component: Set1C/COMPASS complex. The coding region runs from base 449 to 5377 and encodes 1642 amino acids. The transcript has 6 exons. The record is from RefSeq and is a predicted model, not a curated record.
AUAUCAGCCCUACAUGUAGUAAACCUCGUUUUUCUAUGUAUUUUGGUUUUGAUUUGUAAUAUAGUGCGAUAUUUAUGGGCUCUAUGUAUUGUCUGAAUAAAACAAUGAAAUGUAGAAAUGCAGGGAUUCUACUCUCUGAUUAGAAGAGCUGCUUGGAUAAAGGGGUCGUUCGGUCCACAAUAAGACUCAGCCAGUUUGCCUGUGACUAUAUUACUUAUCAACGCAAAGCAAAGCCCUGGAAAAAUUGUGGUUGCUGCGUAUUUAAGGCAACCCGAAAGAUGAAAUAAUCUAUUACUGUGUGUCUAAUGGUGGUAUUAGGUUCCGUGAACGUGGCGAUUGGCGUUCUUAGAGAAAAGCAGAAUAAACUAGCUGCGGCUACGUGUGUCAAGGAGUUCAACCUUCAGGUAGACGAAUGUUAUAAAUUGCUGACCUAACGAACACAUCGUUGAUGCAGAUGCCGGACAUUCGUGAUAAUACAUUAAACAACAAUACCGGCAGCAACAAUGUUUCGACCCUGUCCAACGCUAAAAUGCACGGAAACUUUAAACUGCUAGCUGAUCCACAGUUAGUAAAAUGUGGCGCCAAACUCUAUCGUUACGAUGGCGUCGUGCCAGGAGACCCGACAUAUCCAACAAUAACGCCCAGGGAUCCUCGGAAUCCUCUUGUUCGAAUACGCGCCAGGGCAGUUGAACCACUUAUGCUUUUAAUACCUAGAUUUGUCAUUGAUUCGGACUACGUCGGCCAGCCACCCGCUAUCGAAGUCACUCUGGUUAACCUCAAUGAUAACAUCGACAAGCAGUUUCUUUCUAAUAUGCUGGACAAAUGUGGAACGUCUGAUGAAAUAAGUAUUUACCACCAUCCAACGACAAACAAACAUAUGGGCAUCGCUCGAAUUGUCUUUGAAAGUGCAAAGGGAGCAAGACAGUUUGUUGAGAAAUACAAUAAAAAAUCUGUAAUGGGAAAGAUAUUAAAUGUGUUCUGCGACCCAUUUGGUGCAAUAUUAAAGAAAACUAUUGAAAACCUAACAAAUCCGGUUGUGGCGAAACCAUUAAUUGUAACGCCCCAAUCAAAUGUGCAACACGUUGCGUCCCACGAUGGCGAGAUAAAGCACGGAUAUGCUAAAAAGGAUUCUACCGAUCCUCUUAAUUGUGUUUACAGCAUAGGAGAACGCAGUAAGGAUAGAAACUGGGAUCGGGACAGGGAAAGGGAAAGAGAUCGCAACCGUAGUCGACAUUCAUCAGAGCGAAGUUACGAUCGUGAGCGUGAAAUGCGAGAAAAGUACCCAACUUCUGUAAGGCAAGAUCGCUGUAUCUACCGUCGGCGUUCUAGAGAUAUAAGCCCUGAAAUUUCUCGUGAUAGAUUGUUUAUUGCAAGAGAUAGAGUUAAAAACUCCGAUCCACGGCCACGCGACUACAGUUGUCCGAGGGAGCGCGAUUUAUUUCGUGACUGUAGAAGAUCUCGCGACAAAGCACGAGAUCAACCCAGAGAUAAAAGGGAACAUCGAUACAACUCAUCGAAAGAUCGAGAGUACCGUGAAAGAGAACGCGACCGAUCUGUUGACAACAAUAGAAGGGAGCGAGCCAGUCUAAAGUACAAUAACCGGUACACCAUGCAUGAACAUACCGAAUCUGAUGUUAGAAGGUCUUCAAACACAAAAUCUAAUUUCUAUUCAGGACUUUCAGGAUCUAGUUCACAUGACGAGAGCUACGGAUGUAAUAGUUACUCGUACUCUUCUAAUGAAAAUAUUCAGACAUGGUCUGAUCAUAGAAGUUGGACUGCGCCCCAGCUUAACUUUCAGCCUCUUCUACCUCCUCCACCGCCACCAGAAGCGGAAGAAAAUUGGGAUGACGAUGAACAAAUAGUUGAUAAAAAUGUUGCCAGCGCAAAACCUCAGUCGCCAAAAAAGAUAAACAUUAAUUCUUUGACUCCAAUUAAUACAGUGUCAGAACAAAGUACAGAAACAGGGAACGUAGAUUUAGAUACUCGGAUAGCCCUAAUAUUUAAAGGAAAGACUUUUGGUAAUGCACCACCUUUUCUUCAAAUGGAUAGUAGCGAUUCGGAAACGGAUAAAGGCAAACCAGAUGUAUCUUUUGACAGUAUUUCUGAUUCAGUUAGUUUAGAGAACAAGAAAAAGUCAUACGACAAAAAUAUGAAAGUUCUACAACAACCAAAUGGAGCAAGUGAUAUAUCAAGUGACGAAGAAAUAACAGUCAAAAAGGAAAGGUCUAAACACAGUUUUACAAUUGAAAGAGAAAAAAAUGAUGACAAUAUGUCUUUAUCGAGCUUAUCUUCUCAUGAGGAUCCCAUUCAAAAUUUAUUGACUUUGGAGGAUGAAAAAUAUAAGAAACCUAUUAUUUCAUCGUCCUACAUGUAUCAAAAUACAACAGAUCACCAUUCUUAUUAUUACCAUGCAUCUGGUUAUGGACAUUAUCCUUCCGGUUUCCCGCCGGACUCUUCUUUAACUAACAGAUGUUUUCCUAAAUCCGCCUACAUACAACCCGGGUUCUUGACAGGAAUUGGUUCAUUCAGUUUGGAUUCCUUUACUGAGCCUUAUAACUAUCAUAUGACUAUUGUUACAGAUCAGAAUGACGAGCUACGACAAAAAGUUAAAAAGGUUAUAAACUAUAUUGUCGAAGAGCUAAAACAGAUUUUAAAGAGAGAUGUAAAUAAGCGUAUGAUUGAAAUAAUUGCGUUCAAAAAUUUUGAGACAUGGUGGGACGAUCAUUCAAUAAAAGCUCGAUCGAAACCUAUACCCGAAAUUUCAGAGUCCUCCUUUAUUAAAAACUCAAAUUCCCUUAAAGAAACACCGUAUACGGAGAAGCCUUCUGACAAUAAUCAGCUUUUUAAUGCACAACGAGAAAUUUCCGAUUUUCAAUCGUUCUCAAGUAUUGGUUUAAGGGCAGCAAUGCCCAAGUUACCUUCGUUUCGGCGCUUACGAAAACUUCCGAGUCCUACUCCAAACCUAGAGAAUUUUUUGGAAAGAGAUCUAAGUGACCAAGAGGAAAUGGUUCAACGUUCGGACUCUGAAAAGGAAGAUUCUAACAUGGGAAGUUCUGACACGGCACUUUCAAACUUAAAGGGUCAAGUUUUGAACCAAGAUUCUGAUACGAAAUCGCAUACAUCAGGAUUAAAUUUAAAAAGAAAGGGAAGUGCUUCAAGUUUCUUUUCUUCAUCAUCUUUAUCCUCAUCUAGUGAAGCUGAUUACGAAGGCAACGAAUGUGCUGAAAAGGAAAAAACUAGUGAAGAAGAUAGUCUUGAAGAAUAUAAUCGAAGGAAUCUUAAUCAACGGAAAAAAAUCAAUAGGAAUAGAAGCCGGACCGGUUUAACUGUUAUUGAAGAUAUUGACAUGAAAAUUGUCUAUUCGGACUGUGACGAAUACAAAAGAGCAAAACGAGUUCGCUCCAAAAAAAUGAAUAUUUAUUCCGAUACCGACGAAGAUAAUGAAAGUACUAAAUUAAAGACUUUGUUGCCUGCGUUACAGGAAAAAAAAAUGUCAUCUAUUCCGUCUGAUCUCGAAGAUAUAAGUAAAGAUAGUUGCUUUGGAUUGGACGAAAGCGAGAUUGACUCCACAGAACUAAGAACAACUCCAAAAAAUAAUGAAGAAUGUCGCCGCUCUCUUACCCCUGUUCCGCCUCCGGACUACAAUGAAGAGGCUGUUCAAAGAAAAGAUGAUUUUAAACAAAAGUCCGUUUUCGAAUAUGAUAGAAUUUACAGCGACUCUGAGGAGGAACGAGAGUAUCAGGAGAAGAGAAAAAGAAAUACCGAAUACAUGGCACAAAUUGAAAGAGAAUUUUUAGAGGAACAAGAAAAGAAGACCGAAAAGGCUCUGGAUGAAAUCCGGUUAUCGUCUUGUACUGAAGUAGAAAGCAGAACAUCCCCAAAUGUUAAAAAUGAAGAAAAUCAAGAUAUAACAAUUCUUCAAAAGAGCACAAGUUUUAAUUUAAAUCAAUUCGUUGAAAAUAUUCAGCCUCUCCAUAACAUAAAUAUGAAAAACGAAAUGGGAGCUAAUAGAGAGCGUCAAGUAACUUCAAAUGGUUGUAACAAAUUGUGUGCAAAUUCAAAGAACGAAAACAAAGGUACGCAAUCACCAGCCUCUUCAGACGGUGGCUCCAGCCAAGCAUCGCAGGCAAGCCAGGUUGCGCUAGAGCAUUGUUAUUCGUUGCCUCCCCAUGCACAGUCGGUUUCCUUUGACGAUAUUCCAUCCGAAAGGUUAUUCGAUAAUAAAACCAUUUUGGAAAGAGAUCUGGAGACUAUUGUUCCUGAUGUCGACCAAAUGACGAGAUCAGGCCCAGGCAGACCUCGAAAGGAUUCUAGUCGUACUCAAAGGAAAAAGAAAGAUUCAAUACCUCGGAUGUCAAAUGUGAAGACUAAAAUAGCAACAUUUACAAAUGCUUUGGACGCAUUGUCACGCCAAACAGCAACUUUCGUUCCGUAUGAGAUGUACAAAGCUCGUGAUCAGAAUGAGGAAAUGGUUAUUUUAUACACUUUCCUGACCAAAGGCAUCGAUGCAGAAGAUAUUAACUUUAUAAAAAUGAGCUACUCGGACCAUUUGCAAAAAGAGCCAUACGCAAUGUUUUUAAAUAACACCCAUUGGGUAGAUCACUGUACUACUGACCGAUCCUUUUGGCCACCACCACCAAAGAAACGUAGAAAAGAUGAUGAACUGAUGCGCCAUAAGACUGGAUGUGCUCGAACUGAAGGCUUUUACAAAUUGGAUGUACGAGAAAAGGCUAAACACAAGUACCAUCACGCCAAAGCCAAUACAGAUGAUUCCCAUAAUGAAGAUCGUAGUGAUGAACCUACAGCCCUUACCAACCAUCACCAUAAUAAAUUAAUAUCUAAAAUGCAAGGCAUAUCCCGAGAAGCGCGCUCAAACCAGCGCCGACUGUUGACAGCUUUUGGUUCUAUGGGUGAGUCUGAGCUUCUAAAAUUUAAUCAGCUCAAGUUUCGGAAAAAACAGCUUAAGUUUGCAAAAUCUGCGAUCCAUGAUUGGGGAUUAUUUGCAAUGGAGCCUAUAGCUGCAGAUGAAAUGGUAAUUGAAUACGUUGGUCAAAUGAUUCGCCCCGUGGUUGCUGAUCUAAGAGAAACAAAGUACGAAGCAAUUGGAAUUGGUAGUUCUUAUCUGUUUCGAAUCGAUAUGGAAACGAUAAUCGAUGCUACUAAAUGUGGAAACUUAGCACGAUUUAUAAAUCACAGUUGCAAUCCGAACUGCUACGCUAAGGUCAUUACCAUCGAGUCUGAAAAAAAGAUAGUUAUAUAUUCAAAGCAACCGAUUGGUAUCAACGAAGAAAUAACGUACGAUUAUAAAUUUCCAUUGGAAGAAGAAAAAAUACCAUGUUUAUGUGGCGCCCAAGGAUGCCGGGGUACACUUAACUAAAACCUAAAUAUAUAUAUUACAUUUUAAAAUUAGCAACUGUGAAUUAAAUAUUCUGAAGCACGCGAA